Molecule: messenger RNA, 4351 nt
Organism: Cydia strobilella
Lineage: Eukaryota; Metazoa; Arthropoda; Insecta; Lepidoptera; Tortricidae
Gene: nolo
Product: protein madd-4
Exons: 31
Coding region: 470-4336 (1288 amino acids)
Biological process (GO): extracellular matrix organization
Source: RefSeq, a predicted model, not a curated record
UCAUAGAUAAUCUAGAGCUUAUAAGGGAACUUUUUAAACGUAAAAACGCAAUGCGAUAUAGGACGUUCCGUUGUACGGAGAGGGAACCAUGCGCAAAGCAUUCGGGUAGUCGCUGCGACCGCCGGAGGCCGUGUCGCUGGAGCUUUACUCUAGCGCGAGCGUAUUUAAAAAAAUUCGACGCGAUGUGAUUCGAAAUUCGGACCGCGCGAUUGUGCUUGGAAUUUAAAAAAUAAAAUUCGGAAGUGACGUGAGUGGAUUUGAAGUUUUUUGAAAUUGGAAUUAAGUGUGAGAAGUGUCGGAGAUUUGAGUGUUUUGUUGUGUUCUAGACCGGAUUUCAUGUUGGCAUCUAGUGUUUUGUUUGCUGAAAUUGGAUAUAGUGCGGCAAAGUGAGGUAUUGACUGGGAUUCAAGGAAUGGACAAUAAAUACGUAACGCAGUGAUGCAAGAGCAAGGAUACCCCUGACGGCGACAUGGCGAAUUGUUGCAUAGUAUUGACGAUACUGUGUGCCUCAUUGAUAUCAGGGGGUAGCACACACAGACACGGGCACGAUAUCUCAACAGAGGACCCGGACCUCAGCGAGGCGCAUGACAACUCAACGCAUCAUGGCAAGGACCGCGGAGGCUGGUCGCAAUGGAGCGAAUGGUCGCUCUGCUCGCGAACGUGCGACGGUGGCGUGUCGCGACAGCUGCGAACAUGUUCGUCGCCGAUCGGUUGUCGCGGCGAGCCGGUGCGGUACAAGAUUUGCAAUAUGCAGCCAUGCCGCGGCAACGUGUCCCUGUUAGAAGAGGAUAUAUGGCGCGAGCAGCAAUGUGCAGCACACGACAGCACCGCUUACGGCGGCGAGCUGUUUCAUUGGCGCGCGCACCGAGAUGACGCUGAACCCUGCGCGCUUACCUGCCGCGGGGAGCCGCAGCAUGCGUUGCAGACUGAACCCAGUGCAUCCCUGGAUGAGGAUGACCGCGUCGUUGUGGCAGUCCUGGCGGCACGAGUGUCCGACGGCACGAGAUGUCGGCCCGGCAGUUUGGAUAUGUGCAUUGACGGGCGUUGCCAGCGCGUCGGCUGCGACCUGCGCGUAGGCAGCACGCGCCGCGUCGACGAGUGCGGCGUCUGCGGCGGCGACGGGUCCUCCUGCUCAAGGCCACGGUACCACUGGCUCGCUACCCCGGGAUCCCUAUGCUCUGCGACGUGUGGUGGAGGCUACAAGAUGUCGCUUGCAGUGUGCCGAGAUCGAUUAACGGGAUCAGAUGCGCCGGAGCAGCUGUGUGACGCGUCAAGCAAGCCUCAGGCGUCCAUCGUUCCAUGUAACACACAUCCGUGCCCGUUCAAGUGGUACGUUGGGGAAUGGUCAUCAUGCAGCGUGACCUGCGGCGGCGGUGUGCGCUCGCGUCGCGUCCUGUGCGCACGCUCCGCCAAUAUGACCAGAACGGACACAUAUGAACCUGGGUCGAGUCCAGAUCCUGGUUGCGUGUCUCCAGCGCCUCGUUCAACCCAGCCUUGCAACACAGAGGACUGCCCUGUCUGGGUCGAAGGGCCAUGGUCAGGGUGCUCAGUGUCCUGCGGCGAAGGCAUCCAGGUUCGAGGUGUCGAGUGCACGCCAUCUGGCGGCGGCUGCGACCCCUCAACCAGGCCUGAGAUCUCAAGACCAUGCUCCACUGGGAUCAGUUGCAGGGAGGAAGAGUCUGAGGACGAUAUCGAAGAACUCCUCCCAGGCGUAGUGUACCACACCCAACCCCUCAUACAACCAUACCCGCCGCCUCAAGCGAAAGCCGAGCGCCUCAUCGGUGACCCCGAUGUGCCGGUCGAAGCCACCAAUUACAAAAUAUUCUUUGCGUGUGGCUGGUUGUAUGUAAGCUACAUCAAAGAUGACGAAUGGGGACCGUGCAGUGUCUCGUGUGGAGAAGGUUGGAGAAAAAAAGAAGUUCAUUGCAAGAUAUUCCUGGAGUUCAGUAGGACUAUAGCGAAAUUGCCGGAUAGCAAAUGCAUGGGGCCGAAGCCAACGGAGGAAACUGAGAGAUGCGUGAUGGAACCUUGUUCGUUGGCUUAUGGGACUUCGUUUGGGGAUUCAAGCGUGCCUGCGUAUGGUGGUUCUGACAGCAGGUCACUGACUUAUGGUACAUCGAGCAACAUCAGGGUGGCACCAGGGUCCCCCGGCAAGUCCUACUCUUGGAAGGAGAAGGGGUAUACUAGCUGCAGUGCAUCCUGUCUCAGUGGUGUUCAGGAACUGAUAAUCCAGUGCGUUAGAGAUGAGGAUGGGAAGAACGCGUCGCCUUACAUGUGUGACCCGCUCACUAAGCCUGAGAACCGAGUCAGGACUUGCAACGACCAUCCGUGCCCGCCAAGAUGGAACUACACUGAGUUCUCCCAGUGUACAAAAUCCUGCGGUAUCGGUAUACAGACGAGAGAAGUUUCGUGUAUUCACGAGGUGACACGUGGCGGCACGAAUACCGUAGUCGUACCAAACAGCAUGUGCCCUCAACCACCUCCGCCAGACCGCCAAUACUGCAAUGUCCUGGACUGUCCCGUUCGUUGGCAUACAGGAGAAUGGUCAAAGUGUUCCAAAACUUGUGGUGGAGGAAUGAAGACGAGAGAUGUGGAAUGCAAGCAAAUAAUGGCCCAAUCUCACGUGGUGGAGCGUCCAGUGUCUUUCUGCAACUCUCCUAAGCCGGCACCCACGAAGUCCUGCAACAGCAGACCCUGUCUCUUGGACACGUCAGCUCCAGAGAUCCAGCUGGACAACUCCUCGUAUAUCCAGCACGAUCCAAAGAAGAAGAAGGUGACGGUGAAAGUGGGGGGUUCAGCCACCGUGUUCUACGGGACGCAGGUGAAGAUAAAGUGCCCAGUAAAAGGCUACAAUCGCACCAAGAUCCAGUGGGCGAAGGACCACCAGAUCAUCACCAAGUCGAAAAAGUACAAGAUAUCGAAAAAGGGCGCUCUCCGCAUUAACUCCCUAUCGCUCCGAGACCACGGUAUCUACACAUGCGUUGCUGGCCGCUCAAGCGCCAACCUGACGUUGCUAGUCAAGCCCCGGCCAGGGGAGUUCCCGUCCAGCGAGGAGAUAGAGCGGCAUAAAGCGCUAGAUGAACCAUCAUCGCCUUUAGCUGACAGAACCGAUGGCCGCUACCGGGCCAUGGUGGGGGGCAGAUCGGACGACCAAUCCCACGAGCAACGGCCCGGCGACACGCGGAAAAGCUACAAAGGGAAACAGAAGGGUAAAAUAGACAAAAUCCGAGACGCGCUCCACAAUCCGAUGACAACAAAAGCGUCUCCAACCUACAACUCGCAGGCCAGAGACAUUUACGAUGAGAACGAGGAGAGCGCCGUCUCCUCCCAGAUGCUUCCACCCAAGCCGAGCAGUGGUUCGCGGCUGCUGCCAUGCUUCCAUUUCCUGGUCAUGCAGAUCCAGAUGUUUUGGAAUUUUCAGGGCUUCGGGAACUCGAGAGGACAACGGAUGGUGGACCCGCUCAUCAUGUACCAAAACUACGGGACCCCUAUCAAAGCCCAUAUUAUCAACUUGGAAGACAAACAAAUUGUUUUCCCUGAAGAUGACGAUUCUGACAUUAUUAUUGUUAACGAAGAUUAUGACAAAAAUACCAUUGAUGAAGUUAGAGUCGAAAAUUUGAAAGAAGAUGACGAAACCACUACUGAAGUCAGACGAGUGGAAGCCGUGGAUGCCAAAGAGUACGCGUGGAAGACGACAGACUGGUCCCCGUGUAAUGCUCCAUGUGGUCAAACGGGCCACCAGGUUAGAGGAGCUACUUGUCAGCACAAGAAAGACAACUCAACGACAACCGUUGAGACGGACGAGUGUCUCUCGCGUGGCUUGACGCCACCGUCCGUAUUGCUCGCUUGCUCAAGCGGCGCGUGCGCAUCGUGGAGAGCGACACCGUGGUCGGGAGUACGCUGCCUUGCUAGUGGCGCUGCCGUCGUCCGCCGCCGGGUGGAAUGCGUUAGUUCCAAGGGCACCGUGCUGGUUCCAGAGGCCUGCGCCAUCAGCACGCAGCCAGAGAAGACUAGACGGGAACCACAGCCUUGCAAGGCAACUUGGGCUGUCGGGCCUUGGAGUAAGUGCAUAGGCCCUUGCAACACCCCAGGCCGUCAGCACCGCGUGCUCCGCUGCGUCUGGCGUCACAGCCAAUCACAGAAGCGACGCAAGGAACGCAGCGCGGGCGCAGCUUGCGAGUUCUUCAGGCGGCCUAGCGUCAUACGUCAGUGCGACGUUGCAUGCCCGCGAGAUGGCGUCUGUCGCGACACGUCGCGCUACUGCGAGAACGUCCGUGCCAUGAAUAUGUGCGCCCUCCAGCGCUACAAGCUACAAUGCUGCAAGACCUGUAACUAGUAGUUAAAGUACACC